Messenger RNA from Protopolystoma xenopodis, 1086 nucleotides. The record is from the annotation of a GenBank genome assembly. NCBI's taxonomy places the organism in Eukaryota, Metazoa, Platyhelminthes, Monogenea, Polystomatidea, Polystomatidae.
AUGCGCUUGCUGAACCAGGCUGAAUGGCAAGCAGGGAAAUGUCCACAUGCGCAUUGCUACACAGCUGUGCAGACCAGUCGGCUGAUGUGUAGCAGCGCAGUCUCAAUUGUAUUCGUACCUUACGGCCGGAGAGGCAAACUAGUUCAUGCAAUGCUAUGCAUGCACAUUCGUGCGUGCACAUGCCCCUACUUCCCGGGCAAUCUUAUGUGCACACCUGCCUCCACUGACAGACAACACACAUACGUGGUCCGCACCGAUUGGCCCCUGAUAUGCACAACUUGCACAUCCCGCACAUAUUGGUCGAAGCUGGGACGUCUGUUUCGAAAAUUUUCACCAAUCGAUACAGGACUGGGACUGAAAUCGCUCGCUGGUCUUCACAUUCAAGCUGGUGAUGUGGCAAGUCGAUUCCUCUCCGAGAACUCUCUGGUGCCUGUCCCGUGUCAAGCACUAUCAGGCGGCUCAUCAAAUCCGCCAAAGUUCGGAACUUUAAUACCGAACAGGAUAUUUGUCGGCGGCAUCCCGUCUAAUACAACAGAACAGGAGCUGAAGAACUUUUUUUCUACAUUUGGCCAAAUUAAGGAUGUUAAAAUUAUUAAUGAUCGACUCGGCGCCUCCAAGGGAAGCUACGGUUUUGUGACCUUUGAGAGCCAAGAAAUGGCUGAAAAAAUUAUUAAGAAUGAGGUAACUUUUUUUUCUUAUACCUACUCACCACAGUCGGAAACCCUUAUUUUUAAAGACAGGAAGCUGAACAUAGGGCAUGCAAUACGAAAACAGCAGGUUUUACCAAGAACUGACAUUCCCGCCGCCCUCUUUUUCACGGGUAGCGCUAUGGCUCCGUAUGGACUCCAGAAUGGAAUGGCCGUCUAUCCUAUGUCCGGUCAGGACUACCCACUAAUGGCCCAAGUAUGUAGCCUGAACUUCAUUGCUCUGUUUUCCUUCAAUCAUACUGCAUUGCAUCGAAACUCUUUCAUAUUUUGCCACUAUUGGUUCAUAUGGCUCUUAAAGGGGCUAAUGUCCCAUGACCCAAGGCUUAACAUAACAUUCUGGGAAAUUAUAGUUCCCAUUUUUAUCAGGCAAGAUACGUGA